AUGGACAGGCCCUUCAAGAUGGCCAACAUGACCCGGGUGCAGGAGUUCCUCCUGCUGGGCCUGUCCACAAGCCCAGACCUAAGGAACAUCCUGUUCGUGGUCUUCCUGGCGCUCUACCUGCUGACGCUCCUGGAGAAUGUGCUCAUCGUCUACCUGGUCUGCAGCCACAGCGAGCUCCACAGGCCCAUGUACUUCUUCCUGGGCAACCUCAGCUGCCUGGAGAUGAGCUACGUGUCUGUCAUCGUGCCCAGCCUGCUCGUGGGGCUGUGGACGGGCCCCUACCGCGUCCCCUUUACCUCCUGCAUGACCCAGCUCUUCUUCUUCAUCGUCCUCAUCUGCACCGAGUGCUCCCUGCUGGCCUCCAUGGCCUAUGACCGCUACGUGGCCAUCUGCCGGCCCCUGCACUACCCUCUGCUCUUGCGGCCCCGAGUCUGUCUGGGUCUGGCCCUGGGCUCAUGGCUGAGCGGCCUGUUGGUGUCGGUCGCCAAGACCUCGUGCAUCGCCACCUUGUCCUACUGCGGCCCCAAUGUCCUCAACCACUUCUUCUGUGACGUGUCCCCCCUGCUCAACCUGUCCUGCACCCAUGUGGCCCUCACGGAGCUGGUGGACUUCAUCUCAGCCAUUGUCAUCUUCUGUGGAACCCUGUCUGUUGCCCUGGGGUCGUAUGCGGCCAUCGGCAGGACAGUGCUUCGAAUGCCAUCAGUAGCCGCCCGGCGCAAGGCCUUCUCCACCUGUGCAUCCCACCUGGUCGUGGUGGGCAUCUUCUACUCCGCAGCUCUCUUCAUUUACUGCCGCCCCAGCCGCAUAGAAGCGGCAGACCUCAACAAGGUGCUGUCGGUCAUCUACACUGUGCUCACACCCAUGUGCAACCCAGUCAUCUACUGCCUGAGGAACAAAGAGGUGCACACGGCCCUGAAGAAAACCCUGCUCUGGCCCUGA
Suncus etruscus (white-toothed pygmy shrew) is the source of this 939-nucleotide messenger RNA. Its product is annotated as olfactory receptor 5-like. The record is from RefSeq and is a predicted model, not a curated record. Gene Ontology annotation, biological process: G protein-coupled receptor signaling pathway. Gene Ontology annotation, molecular function: olfactory receptor activity; G protein-coupled receptor activity. The transcript has a single exon. Bases 1 to 939 code for a protein of 312 amino acids. Gene Ontology annotation, cellular component: membrane. NCBI's taxonomy places the organism in Eukaryota, Metazoa, Chordata, Mammalia, Eulipotyphla, Soricidae.